Leptopilina heterotoma is the source of this 3106-nucleotide messenger RNA. RefSeq names its product neutral and basic amino acid transport protein rBAT-like. The record is from RefSeq and is a predicted model, not a curated record. The transcript is spliced from 10 exons. Gene Ontology annotation, biological process: carbohydrate metabolic process. NCBI's taxonomy places the organism in Eukaryota, Metazoa, Arthropoda, Insecta, Hymenoptera, Figitidae. Bases 155 to 2263 code for a protein of 702 amino acids.
UAUUACAAAUUAAUAUUGUGUCAGUGUGAUAAAAAAAAAAUUGAUACUUUUACUGGAAUAAUUGAUUUUUUUAAUCAAAGAAGAAAAAUUAUGAAAAAUUGUUGAUAUAUUUUUCCUACCAAUUGAAGUAAUUGGAUUAUUUUUUGUUACAAAAAUGAAUAAUAAACAAAAAAAUGAGAGUCUUAUGUCAGUUGUACUACCUCAGGAAUUUUCAAAUUCACAAAGUUCAAAAAAUUUAAUCAAUAGUCAACAACCACAGGACGAAGAAACGUCGGAUUGUCCUCUAUUGACACCAAGUCCCACAAUUCGUGUGGUGAGAAAAAUACCGGAAAUGAUUCCAGUUUUUAAUCAUAUCGAAAGUCCUUUGGAAAUUCCAGCAUCUCCAAGUUCGGAAAAUAUUAAUUCUGAAGAUGGACUAAAUGUUUUUAUGAAUAUUGUUAACAGUUCGAGUAAACCACUUCACGAUGAACCGAGUUCUCGUGAUCCAAUGGUGGAAUCAACGAGUAGCAGUAGCAAUAGCAGUAUCAAAAAUGAACCAGUUUGUACACAAUUGCUCACACAAUUAAAUGAAGCUUAUCAACAUUUGGCACCAGACGCACAGGCACUGCAAAAUUUAAUUUUAAACGAGAACGGAGGAAAACCGCCAUUAGUUGGAAUACAAUUGGUCGUUCCUAAGCCACCAAAAAAUUAUAUUUUCACCAAAUGGAAUUGGCCCUUAAUAAGAAAAACAUGUUUCUGGUCAAUGAUAUCAAUAUUCAUUGGUUGUGUAGCACUCGUCAUUGGCGUUAUCAUAACAAUGCCAAGAAGAUGCGAUCCUGAGGUGGAAUGGUGGCAAGGAAGUUUGUUUUACGAAAUAUUUCCCGGUUCCUAUCAGGACGGAAUGGCAAUCAACGAUGGUAUUGGUGAUCUACCGGGAAUCACAAAACGACUCGAUUAUCUACAAAAACUUGGAGUUAAAGGCGUGAGAUUAAAUUCAAUAUUCCCCGCCGAUCAUUAUCCGGAAUAUUACUACAAUGUCACUAGUCUAAUGGACGUGAAUCCAAUUCUUGGACAAAUGAAUGACUUUGACGAACUAAUUCAAGAAAUUCACAAACGAAAUAUGACACUUAUUCUCGAUAUUCCACUCUAUCCGUUCGUUAAAAAUCUUGACUUAGCAAACAUUAAUAACGAUACUAGCCAAAUUCUUAAACAACGAAGAGAAAUUCUAAGUGAGCUUCUACCUACAAUGACACCAUCAUCUUUAGAGAUGGUGGGCGGUAUUUUACCAACGACGACUAAUUUUGAAACGGAAAUUGAAGAAAAUGAUGAUAUCUCCUCUGCUAUUAGAUUUUGGAGCAAAAAAGGCGUCGACGGCUUUUAUUUAAAGGGUCUUGAGAAUUUUGUGAAUGAAAAGAGUUUUCCCAACAAAUUACGCUAUUGGAAGUCAAUUCUCGGAAUGGGGAGAAUUUUAAUUUGUAGCAUUAAAACACUGACAGAUGCAACAAGUGUUUUGGCGAAGAAUGCAAUUUUGAAUAGAAUUGAUUUAAUUGACGUUCACAUUAGCGUGGCGAAUGGAACAAAUAAUAUUCGUGAUCAAAUUAAUAAUAUUCUUGAUGGAAUUUUAUUUGAAAAAUCCGGCUAUCCUUGGGUACAUUGGAGCAUUGGUAAUGUUGACACAAAACGUGUGACAUCGACAUUAAAUGUGAAUAAUGCGAGUGUCGCUGUUGUUCUCAUGACGAUGAUGCUGCCAGGCACUCCCAGUAUCUUUUACGGUGACGAGAAAGGAAUCCUCGAGUGUGAUUGUCCUGAACAUGCAGACUUGGAGCACGUUCAUAAUUUAACACCAAUGCACUGGGAUAAAAGUGAUGCCAUUAAUAGUGGAGCUAAUGAGAAAUUUUCCUCUUAUCAAAUUCCAUGGUUGUCGAAAAGUAACGAUCCAAUUGAAACGAAUCUACGGGAUGCGAUUUCAAAUAUGACCAGUAUCAGAAAAGAAACGCCGACUAUUUACGUUAAGUCUGUGAUCAAUAAUAAUAAACCAAAGGCGAAUUGUGAUGUUCGAUACACAAAAGACGAAUUAAUCGUGAUUGAAAGAAGAUAUCGACGACGAAAUUCAUACGUUUUUGUAGCAAACUUGGGUAAAAUAUCACAAAUGAAAGAUUUAUCGAAUCUCUAUUAUGGUGGACAUAUGGUUAUUGGUCCAAAGCACAAAUUUGGUGAAAAUGUUUAUUUCAAACAACUCAGUAUCCCACCUGGAGAAGCAUUUGUGAUUAAACUCGAUAAGUAAAUAUUUUUCUUUUUUUUUAAAAAACAAAGAGAACAAAAAAAAUAUAUUAUAAAUAUAUACAUACAUUUUAAUUAAAAUAUUUAUUGAGAAAAAACAAGAAAAAAGAACUAAUUUUUUACACACUGUAGCAUUUAUUAAAAAGUACUUAUAAUAAUUGACACAAGUGGAAUUUUUUUUCUUUAUUAUAUGUGUGAGUGUUUAUUAAAAAAAAAGAAAUUUUCUCAUUAAACAAAAUUUUUUUAUAUUUCUUUUUUUUCUUAUAUAAUAUUAUAUAUAAUAUUGGAUAAAUUAAGACUGUUGUAUUCACAAUGACAUCGAAUGUUUUACAAAUAUAAUUCAUACCGUGAUUCAGAUUGUUCGAUUACUAAAAUUUUAUUUACUUAAAAAAUUAAAAUAUAAAAAUUUUAAGAAUUUUUUUUUUUUAAAGGUGAUAUAGAAAAAUUAAUAUUUUUAAUGUUACAAUUAAUACGUAAUUGUUGAGUGUGCGUAAUCCUGUUUAUUAUAUUAUUAUUAACAUUCUGUUAUUAUUACUAUUAGGUAUUAUUGACAUUAUAUUAUAAUUAUUUUUUUAAUAAUAAUAAUUUAUGAAUUUAUUUAUUUAUGAAAUUAAUAAAAAUUUAAUUACUCAAUUUUCAAAAUCAAAACAAAUUUAAUUUUCCCGCGCUUAAUUUUCACUGGUCGAAUGAAAAACAACGCGCAUUACGCACACUCAAACUUCUGAUGAAUUUAAAAAUAAUUUUUUAAUUAUUGUUCAAUAAAAUUUUACAUUUACAAUAAAAAAUACAAUUUUUAUACCGAAAUCAAAUUUUCACAAUUUUUAUUUUCAAUAUACCGGAUGUUAUA